CCUAGGAUGUACAAAAAGCUGCACCCAGAAAAGUCCAACAUUUUAGAAGAAGACUAGAAAGCCUUGGAACAGCAUGCGUUAUAGCUAUUUGCACAUUUAAGUCCAGCCAACCUAACAAGCGUAUUUUACCUUCUUUAGAGUCAUUUUCCACACACUCAGAUGGAAAGUGCUUUGUCCUGAGUCUGCUGCUACACGACUACAAAGCUGUGACUCAUUUCGCCUGUAACAGUCUGCAGGCAGAGUCAGUUUUUCCAAAGACUUCAGGCAGCAGGAGGAGAGCCGCAGCACUCACACAUACACAGCUUCUUCUUCUUCGCUGGGAUUUUCUUUGCAGGACAGUUUGGAGAUGCUCCAGGGGGCACUAAGCUGGGCCAUGCUCUGCCUCUGCUGCUCCCUCCUCCUCGGGGAUGGGGGGACAGGAGCGGCAGGGCUUCACAUGUCUGGGGAACCAGAGCUGGAGGACUCGGAGUGGGGUUCUGGAUCAUCCCUUUUGCACCUGCUGCGCAGCUUCCCCGCUGACAGCCCCUUCAUAACAGAGACCCCAGAUAAACCGGUAAACUGCUCCCAGCGCUUUUGGCUCCCGCCGUCCUCUGCGAUCUGCUGGGAGAACAUCGUCGGGCCGGAGGAGUUCGCCAGGUCCCGUCUGAUGGUUCUCCAGAACAGGGCCGCCUUGCAGGCUGUUUCCACGUCCAGUGGGGUGGAGGACGGAGGGAUCUCAUAUGAGCACCAAGCUAGAGAGGAGGUCCAGGGGAUCCAGUCGGACCACCAGAGUGUGGUAGAAACUAUGCAGACCAUGGAGAAGGUGUUUGUCUCUCUGGAGGAGAAGAGGAAGGAGGGGCAGGAGCAGGGGGCGCUCACCAGCUUGAGGAGAAAUCUGGCCAACACCAGGGGUGCCAUUGAUGGAAGAGAGCAAACAGCAAACAUCCUGGAGGAUCACUUUUCUACAUUAGAGAAGAAUCUGCUCAACAUGCAGCUUCGACUCAACAAACUCAUCCAACAGUAACAAAGACAGGGACCUGCUGCCGCUCCUACUUCCCUCAUUUGUACUGUAUGUAUAUAUCUUCAUGUAGCUAAUGCAUGCAUGCUCAGGAUUAUGCUACUUUGUAGUAGAUUAUGCACUGUGUCGUCAAUAAACCUUCCUAAGUACCGUGUGUAACCUGGAAUCAGCAGUGAAAAAUAAAACUGGCAUUAUCAGGGAAGAUUUGAUGCACAUGUUUUAAAUCUUUAAAAUAUUUCUUUUUGCGAUUAUGUACAAUAUGGACAUGUAAUUAAAUGAUAUGUAGUACUUGUGAACCUUAGAACAGUCAUCCAUCCAUCCAUAAUCUAUACCGCUUUUCCCAUUCAUCAUCACAUUGGUUGGAGCUGAUCUCAGCUUUCAUUGGACGAGAGGCGGGGUACACCCUUUAUUAGAGAGACAGGACAGUAGACAUCAGAAAAUCGGGGAGAAAGCAGGGAAUGACAUGCGGGACAGGAGCCCCGCCCCCCGGAACAGUUUUUAACACAUCACACAACACGCAUCCUUCCUGUUUAUAGAUGCAUAUCUCUCUCCAGAGGUAUCUAAAAUCAAUGAGGCAGCAACAUGAUUUCAGACAUCAUGAAUCUUUAUUUUAAUAUCAAACGUAAACAAUUUUAUUUGUACAUAAGAAGAUUCUAAAUAAGGUGGUCAGCUGUUAUAUACACUUUAAAUAGUCACAUCCGUUGGGACUCAGUGUGAGUUCUCAUUUGGAAAGACAGCACGUUCAGUCGCCUUGUACUUAAUCUGGAGGGGGAAAAAAACGAGGUAUUUGUACUUUAGAGUGGAUCAAACUCAUUUCAAGUAAACCCGUCAAAACUCAAACAUGACAAUAUCUUGAAGAAAAA
Labrus mixtus (cuckoo wrasse) is the source of this 1860-nucleotide messenger RNA. RefSeq lists its product as uncharacterized. Bases 347 to 1003 code for a protein of 218 amino acids. NCBI's taxonomy places the organism in Eukaryota, Metazoa, Chordata, Actinopteri, Labriformes, Labridae. The transcript is spliced from 3 exons. The record is from RefSeq and is a predicted model, not a curated record.